UCACGGCGGUAAACAGGCUUGCCUCCGACUUCAGUCUCUGAGCGAGAGAGUGUGAGACUCAAGUCUCGCCGACCUCAGCGGUUGCAGGCCUGCAGCCAUGGCGGCGGCGGCGGCUACCUCUCGGUUUCUCGGCCACAAGCCUCUUCACACUCUUAAACUUGUGAUGAAGCUAUUACACGAUUCAGGCCCUUUCAAGGACGAUCUGGAGCUGAAGUAAGGAAUUUCCCUUUAGUAGUCUCCGGGGAUGAUAAAGCUCUCAGAUUGGUCGUUUCUUCUCAUCAGCCAAAGAAACUCACAAGCAAUCAAGUUGCCACCUUUCCUUGCUUGCCCCCAUUGCACUAUUCUUUUCCCAUCUCCUUCAAACCUUCCAAUGGCCACUGUUGAGGUUGAAUCAUCUCCGGCAACAAUCGCAGAGAAUGUCGCGCCGGAAGUUGAGGUGAAGCCAGCGCCGGCGGCGGAAGAAACAACGCCGGAAGUUGCAGAGCCCGCGGCGGAGAAGCCAGCAGUUGAAGAAGAAGCGGAGACGCCGGCAGCUGCAGCUGUGGCUACACCGACCGAAGAGGCGGUGACCGUAGUCUUCGAGGCUGGGGAGGAGGAAGAAGAAGUGGCCAAGGCAGUAGCCGAGGAGGAAACUCCGGCGGCUGAAACCAAGCCCGAGGAAGAUGCAGCUGUGGCUUCACCGACCGAAGAUGACAGCGUAGUCUGAAGUUACAGAUGAGAAAGCUGCAGAGAAAAUUGGUGGUGGAUGGUUGUGCUGAGGUGUUUUUAGACUUUGCAUGUCUUAGAGUUAAGGUUGGGUUAAGUUCUAUUUAUAUUUGCUGCUAUUAUGCUUUUUUAUUAUUAUUAUAGUUAUGUUAUGAAUUAUAGUGGAGGAGAAUUUGUAAUGUCUGUCAUCACUUGGGUCAGUAUCAGAUGAGGUUUGCUGUGAUUUGAUGAGAUGAGAUGUGGUAUGGUCAUUUUGGAGCUUUGGCACAUAAUAAAUUUUAUUAGUUUAUGUUUUUCUUUA
Ipomoea triloba (trilobed morning glory) is the source of this 1006-nucleotide messenger RNA. RefSeq names its product cytochrome c1-like. The coding region runs from base 245 to 706 and encodes 153 amino acids. The transcript has 5 exons. The record is from RefSeq and is a predicted model, not a curated record. NCBI's taxonomy places the organism in Eukaryota, Viridiplantae, Streptophyta, Magnoliopsida, Solanales, Convolvulaceae.